Ogataea polymorpha is the source of this 2110-nucleotide messenger RNA. RefSeq lists its product as uncharacterized. The transcript has a single exon. The coding region runs from base 77 to 1930 and encodes 617 amino acids. Lineage: Eukaryota; Fungi; Ascomycota; Pichiomycetes; Pichiales; Pichiaceae. The record is from RefSeq and is a predicted model, not a curated record.
GUUGUUAUCGUUCCUCGAUAAUUACAAGAACGCCAAAACCUGGAAGGACGAUGAUGAUACCUUGCUGCUCAUCAUCAUGGUGCUUAUUGUUGUGUUGCGUUCUGUGCCCGCGAGCGAUCCGCUCUUUCAGGAAUACAAUAUUACCUACGAGCGCACGAGGCCGCUGUUGUACAAGCAGUACAGGAACUUGAAAUCAGGCAUUCAGGUGGAAACUACCACCAGUCUGCGUGCUUACAUUCUGGAGUGUGAAGAUCUAUAUUUCAACAACCAGAUAGAAAGGUCCUGGAAUCUACUUUUCCGCAUUGUUAGUGCGGCGUACUCUCUUGGGCUACAUGUCUACGAUGAGACCAUUGCCGAUACACUCAAAAAAGAAAAUAGCGAAGCUGCUCUCGACAUUGUGAAAAAAAAUCAACGGGCCUCUUUGUGGUUUGUGAUUAAUUUCGUGUCUGCCACACUUUGCUCUGUCUUAGGUCGCCCGAAUCCUGUCACUUUCACGUUCCAACCUUUACUGAGAAACUAUGAGAUUAGACUCAACUAUAAAAUUGGAUUGGCAGAGCUGGUGAAAAGGUCCACCAACAUUCUCAUUGACUCGUACAAAGUCAACAUUAAUUUCGACACCAUUAUGGAAAUAGACGAAGCCUUUGUUAGCGAGGUUCUAAUUUACGAAAAAAUUCUAGCUGAUACACGAGAAGUGCGAAAUUAUAAGGGACGAGACAGAUCCAAACCAAGCUAUAUCACAUUGCCAGUCAUUGACAAGAAAGCGAGAAGGAAAAACUCAUUCAAAUCAUUGAGUCAGCUAAAUCUGAGCGAGCUCCUCAAUAGCUGUCCUUUGGACAUCCGUUUCACGAUAUUGCGACCUUGCGAAACUGAACCUGAAGAAAAAUUCUGUCUUCUGGAUACCGAUUGCGAUACACUUAAUGAUCUUAUCAUGCUGUACGGUAAUAGAGCUAAAUUCCACCAGCAUUUCAUGUCAAGCUACCAGAAAUCGCUAGAGAGCUGUUUAGACUCGGUCUUGAAGGUUUUGGAGCACGCUCAGCUGCUAGUUGAGUUACGCAACAACUUCUUCCACAAACCAUCAUUCCAUGACAUAUAUCCCUUCUUCUACACUUUCUUCUACCAAACCCUGGUCGUGAUGUAUACUGUGAUGCAUUUGGGGUACAGCAAGCUAUACAUGUACUCUGAUGCCAUCGGUGCAGUACGCCGACAACUAUCGCAUCUCUUUGAGAUUGUGGAUCUUGAUUACUGGAGGCCUAACGUCGUUCGUAUCAUGCAGUACAUCAACGAAAUGUGCGACAAUUACUUCAAGAUGCACGCAGAGGUACAAAAGCAAAAUUCAUCUUUGAAUCUGAGGAACUCUGAACACAAGGCUGAACUGGGGCCACAAUCUCGAGCCUCGGGAUUGUUCCAGCUUGCAAUGACGCCCAUCCAAGAGGACAAUAUCCCGAUUUCCUCAAACUCCAAGAUACAAGUUCACAAUGUGCCUGAGCAUCUAUCGCAGGAUCAUACCAGAGUGACCAACCUUCCAGGUCAAGACUCUCCGGAACGUGUUCCCUUUUACAUGAGCAAUAGUGGCAACUCGUUAUCCCAGAUCAGUCUUGGAAAUUACAAUUUGGAUUACUAUGAUCCGAAACAGCAGCUGUUUCCAUUGCCGCAACAAACCAAAACCACGGAUGACCAAUACUCGGGCGUUGACCAGCUUGAUUCAUCUGUGACUGUAGAUCCACUACUGGGCUUUGAUCUAAGCGACCCCUUUUUUAUUCAAAACCCUUCCAAUUUCAACUACUCAGCCCCGGUAGAUCAUGAAAAAGAUUCGGACAGCGACGCGCCGCUGACCGUACGGCCCAAAAAUUCAAGAUUCAACUCCAACGACUCGAACGAUUUCACCAACUACCUCUCGGCUACUCAUAAUAGCCGAGGUAAUAGCUUUUGAAUAAAUAGAAUGACGUCAUCUGUUAGCUAUCAGAUUGCGUCAUGCAGCCCAACAUGAUAGGUCACCAGUCUCCACAAAAAAUCAGGCUCCGUAUGCACAGCCGAGAACAAUAGGCACUAUAUCAGUAAUCUAUAUAAGAACAGUACUCUGCCCCUUUAUCGACUAACAUGACGUCUAACU